CAGACGACACAUUUCUCUCUCGAUGACAACACCGGCCUCGGGGCAGAUUGCCAUUAACCUGCAUUGUUUUCCUGAAGUGUAGCUGGGCCCUGUGUGAAAGCAAACGGCGUGGUCGCUGGUGUACAGCUAGAAGGUGCUGAUGUAGUUGUUGUCGUCCUGUUUGUGACACAGCGAGUACCUUGAUCGUCCCGCCCAGCAGACCGGGGCACCUAUACUGUUUCAGUACUGUACGGUCGUGCAACCUUGCUAUCAAUAUUGAUAGGAUAUCGACAGGUUACGUACAGCUGAGAGAUUCUAACAGCGGAGCAGUUCUGUGGCUUCGAAAAGUAUACAUUGAAUGACGUAGCCUGGGAGAGUAAGUGUGCCGGCUGUUGCCUACAAGCUGACCUGGAUUACACAGCGUGAAACAAUGGCGAAUGUUACAGAGUGUGACGUCCUCGCCGCUCCCAAUGACGAUUACAUGAUACUCAGCAACUACAACGUCACUGCGGGUUCCUACGUCGUGGUUGGCUGCAGGAAGUUCGGACACCGUGUGGUUGGUCCAUCCAAUGUCACGUGUCUCCCAACAGGGGCGUGGUCGGAUGCCGUGAAACCAGAAUGUAGUUGGACGUGGGAGCUGACGACUCACGAGAAGCUCGUGCUAGGGACAUCCAUCGCUGCCGGGGCUUUUCUCCUUCUCGUUACCAUGGCAAUCAUAAUCGCAUACUGUUGCUGCUACAGGCGGAUGAGGGACAGGGAACAUGAGAACUUCGGGGCCGUGUACGAGGACCGAGUGACGCCGUCCAAGAAGCACAACUACGACCACUACGGACCUCCCAUCAUCGAGGGAGGACCAGGCAUCUACCCCGACGCCUACUACGCCUACCAAGAGUACCCUGAGAACAAGACGUACCCACCCGACAUGACGGACGUGUCGGGGCUGGACAGGCCAUGGCUGGGCUACAUCCCUCGUCCCAAGGUGGCUGACGGGCGAUAUUACCACUGACAGUCACCUGUCCACGGAGCAGUAAAUCAAACCGUUGUUGCCAGCUGCACAUCCAGAUCUCGAAAGUGCUUCACUGUGUCGACACGCGAUACUCAGUGUUGAGAUCGAAGAGCUUGACUUUAGUAGCGAGCCUUAAGCUAUGGACGCAAUGAUUAAUGGCAGUGUGUUCAAACUAGAUAGUCAGGGUGUGUGGAGGAAUGGCCUUGUGACAGGGGCAGCGAUAAGUGUGUCUUCCUCCCACACAGGAGGGUAUGGAGACGUGACCAACAAAACCGGUAGCGGAGUCGGUGACGUAACUGGCAUUGUGUUGAACGAACGUCAGGCAGUGCUGGUGCCAUAACAACCCUAAAUGUCGAUGACGUCUCCCAUUACAAGUCAUGUUGCCAUAGCAACCUGUUAGCCAUGUUGCCCGACUCGUAGAGAAUUAUUUCCAUAUAGCCACAUCUCUACUAUGUUUAGCGCCAACCCUCCUAAACAUAGGCAGUAUAUUUUUGUACUCAACGCGUCUUUUUAUAUCAUGUCCAGAAAUACUUGUUUGUAGACAGCUGCAGCUAGACUAUGUAUCCUUUAUCACACACGGUGUGUAGGGGUUGUCCAGUAGCGGUGGCCACUGAAGGCGAGACAGGUGGACGAGCUGGCAUAUACUAAUUGGAGACUCGUGGCGGUGACACACGGUAUAUAUAACGCCAGUGCAUUAAGGUCAAACAGUUAUCAUUUCAUGACAGUAUGUUUUAUAAUACACAUGUACAGAGAAAUGUAAAUAUAUCUUUUAUUAAAGAAAUACAUACAAAA
Molecule: messenger RNA, 1777 nt
Organism: Haliotis rubra (blacklip abalone)
Lineage: Eukaryota; Metazoa; Mollusca; Gastropoda; Lepetellida; Haliotidae
Exons: 7
Coding region: 410-985 (191 amino acids)
Source: RefSeq, a predicted model, not a curated record